Molecule: messenger RNA, 3153 nt
Organism: Anoplophora glabripennis (Asian longhorned beetle)
Lineage: Eukaryota; Metazoa; Arthropoda; Insecta; Coleoptera; Cerambycidae
Product: arginyl-tRNA--protein transferase 1
Exons: 8
Coding region: 202-1851 (549 amino acids)
Biological process (GO): protein arginylation
Cellular component (GO): cytoplasm
Molecular function (GO): arginyl-tRNA--protein transferase activity
Source: RefSeq, a predicted model, not a curated record
UGUUUUUCGAUGAAAAUAUGAACAAAGGUGAUUCCCUUCAUUUCUGUAUUAACAUUAGUAAUUCUUAUAUCAAUUAAUAAUUUAGAUUCUUAUACAGUACAUGCACAAAAAUUUGUUAAACAUAACAUGUGGUUCGACUUAUUUUAGGGGUUAUCUAAUAAGGUCAAAAUCAAAUUUACUUCUAUGUGAUAUAAUAAAGAAAUGAAUUCACCAUUAAGAAACAAAAGUAUAGUUUAUUGGUACCCUGACAGAGAAAAACAUAGAUGUGGUUACUGUAAGAACGAAUAUGGCAGCAUUUCACAUGGGAUGUGGUCCGAAACACUAACAGUUGAAGACUACCAAAAUUUAAUAGACAGAGGAUGGCGUAGAUCAGGAAAAUAUUGCUAUAAACCGAUUAUGUACGAAACAUGCUGUCCUCAAUAUACGAUCAAAUGUGAUGCCUUAAAUUUUUCAGUAAGUAAAUCUCAGAAAAAAGUAAUUAAAAAGUUUAACAAGUAUCUCGAAGAUGGUAUUUUAAUUAAAAAUGUUGAACCAGAAACACAAAAUAGUGACAGACCUGAUACCUCUGGGAUAUUUAUUAGAGAUAGACCCAAUAUUAAUUUUAGUAAAAUCAAUAAGAGUCCAAGUGAAGUAGAAACUAAUGUAAGCUGUGAUUUGUCUACAGUUGAACCACACUGUAAUAAAAAUAGUAAAACCGAAAGCACAGCAAAUGAUCCAUCACAAAAUAAAUCCAUGUCACAACAAAAUAAUUUCAAGUGUACAUAUAAAGAAGGAGUUGGGGCAGAUUUAAACAGACCACCGUGUAAAAAAGCGAAAUUGUUGAGACUUGAGAGAAAAAAAGAAAAACUUUUGGAACAUGGAUUAAGCAUGGAGAAAAAGCAACCUGUACAAGCACAAAAAUCUAUUGAGGAUUUUCUGGAAGAUGUUUCACAGAGUUCCAAACACAAAUUAAGGCUAGAAUUAGUUCCGACUAGCGAACCUGAUAUUAAAUGGGAAAGGGUCAAAGAAGUUGAAUAUGAAUUGUAUAGAAAAUAUCAGAUGAUUGUACACAACGAUCCUCCAUCAAAAUUGUCCAUGAAGAGCUUUCAUAGAUUUUUGGUUAGUUCUCCGUUACAGAUUACCCUAGAGAGGAUGUCACAAAACCAUGAAUUUUUUGCCGUAAGUGCAGAGCUUUUUGAAAAAUAUCAAAUGAUCAUUCAUAAUGAGAGUAAAGAGGACUCCGAUCCAGAUCAGUUUUACAGUUUUCUUGUCCAAACACCAUUGGAGCCUGUUGAUUUUCCCAGAGGAGUGGACGGUCCGGGCUACGGUUCCUUUCAUCAGCAGUAUUGGAUAGACGACAAAUUAAUAGCAGUGGGCGUAAUAGAUAUUUUACCGAGAUGUGUCAGUUCCGUUUAUUUCUUUUACGAUCCCGAUUACAGAAACCUUACUUUAGGAACGUACGGAUCACUAAGAGAGGUACAACUUGUGAGAUCUCUACAUGAAAAGAUCCCGGAACUGAGCAGUUACUACAUGGGAUUCUACAUACACUCUUGCCAGAAAAUGAGGUACAAAGGAAAACUAGUCCCGUCAUUUUUGCUCUGUCCUGAAACGUACCAUUGGAUCCCUAUCGAAAAGUGCCUGGAUAGAUUAGAUGCCAGUAAGUAUUCGAGAUUGGAGGAAGAUAUCGAUGGGGUAGAUGAAAAUUUUCCAAAGCCGAGAGAUAUCGAUGAAAUUUUGAUUCUAUACAACUACAAAUUGAUGCACUUUAAGCAGUAUAAGAGGCACCUUAGUGAGGAGCAGAAUGUAUUUACCGAUAUAGGUUUGUUGAUAGGUAAAAAAUGCACGAAGACUCUCAUAUUUUGUGUGAAUUAGAAAGAUUAUUAAAAUUUUAUCGAAAUAGCAGAUAAGCUGUCCCUAUUCAAUUGUAAUGUACGAGGAUUGCCUUUUAUAUUUCAGGAAUAGAAAACAAAAAAAAAGUUAAUCAUCGUAUAUGUUUUUCAAAAUAUUCUCUAUGAAGAUCAAUACACUUUUGCAUGCGCUUGAACCAAUUUUCAAAGCACUUUUUCCAUUCCGAUUGAGGUACCUCCAAAACAUGCAUUUUGAAGCAUCAAGCGUUGAAAAACGUUGACGUCAUAAUUUAUUUUUGAUGUCAUUGGAUGCCAAAUCAGGGCUGAAUGGUGGAUGACUCAACAAUCAACUUUUUUAGUUCUUAAAAAGUCUUGUUUAAAUUGAUGUAUGAGAGUUUGCAUUGUCCUGGUGGAGAAUGAUGCUUCUGGUGGCUGGUUUCCCUUAUUUUUCCGAAGACUUCUGGCAAACAAAUGGUUGUGUACCAUUAUACCAUAUACCACAUUUUGAAGCAUCAAGCAUCGAAAAACGUUGACGUCAUAAUUUAUUUUUGGUGUGCGGGAGUGCGGGUAUAAAAAAAGUCAUUGGGUGCCAAAUCAGGGCUGUAUGGUAGAUGACUCAUCAAUCAACUUUUUCAGUUCUCAAAAAGUCUCUUGUUUGAAUCGAUGUAUUAGGGUUUGCAUUGUCCUUGUGGAGAAUGAUGCGUCUUUGGUGGCUGGUUCAUCAAUCAAGUUUUUCAGUUCUCAAAAAGCCUUGUUUGAAUCGAUGUAUGAGAGUUUGCAUUAUCCUGGUGGAAAAUGGUUCGUCUUUGGUGGCUGGUUUCCCUUAUUUUUCCGAAAACUUCUGGCAAACAAAUGGUUGUGUACCAUUAUACCGUAUACCACCAGUGGUUUUGGUCGAAUUAAGUUCAUCGAUGCACUGCUUUUGAGAUAAUCCACGUUGAAAGUUGUAAAAAAUAAUGUUACAGAAAUGUUCAUAUUUAAUUCCAUUUUUUAGCUGAGAUGAAUUUUUCAAGUCAGUGUAAAGAACACAAAUAACGCCUGUACAUCAAAAUGUUCUGAGUAAGUAUACCGACAAAAUGUUCAACUUUACGAUAGGUGACGUCGGUUGUCGGAAGGCAGCGCCAGGAUCGUCCAUUCCCGAAACAUAAAAGGCAACCCUCGUAAGAAUGAAAAUUAUAUGGUUAUAUUUUUAGAAUUUAUUUUAAAAAAGUUAUAUUAAUGAUUAAUAAAUUAAUUAAUCAAUUAAAAACCCAAACCAUUAUUUUGAAUGUUUUAAUAAAAAUUUUAAUGGAGCAUUAUUUCUGUUUUGAAAACAGCUGGUAUUGUU